Messenger RNA from Umbelopsis ramanniana AG, 2513 nucleotides. RefSeq lists its product as uncharacterized. Gene Ontology annotation, biological process: SCF-dependent proteasomal ubiquitin-dependent protein catabolic process; protein ubiquitination. Lineage: Eukaryota; Fungi; Mucoromycota; Umbelopsidomycetes; Umbelopsidales; Umbelopsidaceae. Gene Ontology annotation, molecular function: ubiquitin protein ligase binding. The record is from RefSeq and is a predicted model, not a curated record. Gene Ontology annotation, cellular component: SCF ubiquitin ligase complex. Bases 21 to 2297 code for a protein of 758 amino acids. The transcript is spliced from 14 exons.
CAAAGGCUCACUAUCAAUUCAUGUCGUUACGGAGGAAAAAGAUUGAAUUCUCCUCAGCAUUUGCUCAGUUUGAGCGAGAUAUGCAUGCUAUAUAUACCUACUCUGGCUUGUCUGGUUUGGAUACCUACCAACUAGCUUACGACUUGUGCAAUGCUACGCCCAAUCCCUACUCGCAACAGCUUUUUAUCGGAAUCGCCGAAUAUCUGGAGACGUACACUACGGGUCUGAGAGAGGUUAUUCUAGAACAUGACGACGUAGUAACGGCUUAUGCACAGGCGUUUGAAAAGUACGAUGUCGCUUCUGGAAUCAUCUCACGUGUUUGCGAAUAUCUCAACAAGAUCAUAACGCAGUCGAACCACUCCAAAAUUCCGGCUCAGAGCAAGAGACAGAAUGUUGGGAACAGUAUAUACAAAAGACAGACCGUACAAGCUCUGGCUCUGUCAAUCUGGAAGAAAAACAUAUUUUUGUAUAUUCGAGACCAUUACAACAAUCGGCUCAUAUACCAGAUAUUCGAGCAUAUCCGUCGUGAUCGAGAUGGCUUCGACGCUCCCUAUAGCUCAUUAAAAAUCGCUAUAACAUCGCUCGUACAAAUCAACUCGUUGACGGACCAACCAUUGCACCUUUAUAUCGAAGAGUUUGAGCGUCCUUAUCUGGUCCAUACUAAGCGGUAUUAUGAGGCAGAAGCUGUACGAGAAAUUGCCAAUGCCUCUGUCAGCCAAUUCAUGACAAAGGCAACUCAACGCUUACAGCAAGAAUCUUUCCGGAAUUAUCGAUACUGCCAUUCGACAUCGCACGAUCGGAUUCUACGAGAGACGGAAGCUCAAUAUAUUGCUGCAUAUCAGAAUGUGAUUCAAGAAGACUUUGUUCAUAUGUUGAACGAGAAUCGCUACACAGAUUGUACAUUGGCCUAUAGUUUGCUCCUCCGCGUACCAAAUGGGCUCAAGCCCAUUCUGGCCUUAUACGAGACUUACGUAGCUAACCGAGGAAAAAACAUAUUAGAAAAGCUAGGUAGUACGGUGUCUAAGAAUCCCAAGAGUUACGUGGAGCAAUUACUGGAACUUCAUCAAAAGUUUUAUUUGGUAAAUAAGGAAACGUUUGCUGGAAAUCCGACCUUUACUGCCGCCGUGGACAAAGCCUUCCGUACCAUCGUCAAUGAUACCACAGUCAAUCCUAGCGCAAAUGGACCAGAGGUACUGGCUCGCUAUUGUGAUAGUAUGUUGAAGAGAAGCACAGUCAAGAAGGAAAUGGCGACCUCUGCGGCAUCUGGUGUGAGUAGCAAAGGCUCUAUUAGAAGAAGACCGGCCCUUGGAGAUGAAGGAGACCCAACGGAAACACUUACUCGCAUGAUCACCUUAUUCAAGUACAUCGAUGAUAAGGACGUUUUCCAAAAGUUCUACGCACGCCUCCUCGCCAAGCGCUUGAUCCAUGCCACGUCUAUUUCGGAAGAAGCAGAAGCGACCAUGAUUUCACAGUUGAAGGAAACAUGCGGUAUUGAAUAUACCAGCAAACUUCAUCGCAUGUUUACAGAUAUGUCAUUAAGUGCCGAUCUUAACUUGGCAUUCAAGAGUCAGGAAGGCGACAUCAAAGGCUUUGAAAUGCUUGUACUUACGUCUGGAGCAUGGCCAUUGAAUCAGUCCAUGGCAGGAGAAUUCAAAGUUCCUGAAGAGUUGGUCAAAAGUAUAUCCAAAUUUGAGGACUUUUAUAAAGAGAAGCACAGUGGUCGACGUCUUGCUUGGUUAUGGCAUUUGUCUAGAGGUGAAGUCAGGGCGACCCAUCUAGAUAAGCCUUACGAUCUGUCUGUUUCACUUCAUCAAAUGGCUCUAGUGCUGCUAUUUAAUACUGUACAGAGCUUGAGCGUCAAAGAAAUGGCAGCGCAGACGGGACUGACCAUUCCAGAUGUUUUGCGUUCCGUGAAGGCUUUGGUUGAUCUUGGCAUCUUCAACUCUACAGAAAAGAAAAUUUCGGAAAGCUCAGAGCUCUCUAUCAAUCCAGAGUUCACCAGCAAACGCACAAAGAUAAAGGUUAGCACUUUAGUGCAAGCUGAUACUCCACAAGAGAACAGUGCAACCCGCAAGGCUGUUGAGGAAGAUCGUAGAAUCAUCCUACAAGCCGCCAUUGUUCGAGUCAUGAAGUCCCGGCAAAUUCUUUCACAUCAACAGCUUGUCCAGGAAGUCAUUGAUCAGACUCGAUCCCGCUUUGCUCCUUCGGUGCCACUGAUAAAAAAAUGUAUAGAACAGCUGCUGGAAAAGCAGUAUAUUGACCGUCAAGACCGUGAUCGUUAUGUAUAUGUUGCAUAAUUACGGAUCUAUUUCAGUAUAAGAUGUAUAUAUAAAACGUUGAUUUACUUUACAACUUCUUGUCCAUUGGUUUAUUUCUUUUUCUUUGUGUGUGGGGGGAAUUUAUUAAAUAUAUCAAGAAGUGGUCGAAAAACGACAUGUCGAUCAUGCCCAGGAACUUCCUUGUCACAUUAAUCGUCGUCGUCAAAGCCGAGAUCAAUAUCUAUUGCUACUUUG